GUGGCUUUUAAAAAUGCGUCACGGCCCGGUGCGGCCCGGCCCGGGCCUGGCCUGGCCUGGCCCGCCUCGGCCGGGGUCACCCUCCUCGCUGCCCUGCCCCAGCUCCCUGGGAGCAAAACCAAGUCGGAGGGGGGCGGCUUGCCUUCUGCUCGGCUGAGCAGCGCUCGCACAGGCGAUUUUAUGCUGAAAAGAUCAAGAGGCGACAACCAAGAUCAGACCAGGAACAAGUACAAAAACGCAGUUUUGCAUAAAAGUCCGUGAUAACUGUGACCGAGGAACAGUUGCAUCACUUGGCUUCUGAUAGUCUUUUGCAAUAAAACAGCUUUAUAGCGUGUGCGAUCUUCCAUUAAAUCCACACGAAUCAAGAGUGCUGAAAGAGCGCAAUAGACGGAACCUGUGCAGCAGUGUUCUUCGAGAAAGGCAGAGGACAGUUUGAACAAUGGCAAGCCAGGCGUUUUCCCCAGAGGCUGCUUUCCCUCAUGGGAGGCGGAGGGAGAAAUGGGACCCCAGGCUUCUUUCAAGGGCAAGGACUUAAUGGCGAAAAAAAGAGAAUGUCUCCAGGCCUACAGCUGGUGGAGGACGCCGCAGAAGAAACGGAAGAAAAAGAACAAAAUAAAACCAGGAAGAAUAGAGUUUGUCCCUAGUAGUAGUUCAGCCAGACCGGAUUAUUCGAUAUUUGUUGGGGAGCUUACUCCAGAAGUGGAUGAUUUCCAGCUUUAUGACUAUUUCCUAAAGAGGUACCCCUCAUGUAUUGACUGCAAAAUAGCAACAGACCUUCUGGGAUAUUCCAGAGGGUAUGCCUUUGUCAGAUUUGGUGAGCAAGGUGAUCAGAUGAGGGCACUGCAAGACUGCCAGAAUGCACCAGGUCUGGGGGGAAAACGAAUCCGGCUGAGCAUAGGAAUUUCUAAAAGACUGAAAGCAGAAUUCCAGCGGUACCAGUCCUACAACUAUAAUGAUUAUUACCAAGAUUAUCAGAACUACUACUCGCAGUGGGGUUAUGAUCCUUAUGCUGACUACAACUACAGCUCGUAUACUCCCUAUGAUAACAUGCAAGCUGUUGGAGACUGCUCUUUAGGAGAUGCUGUUAUGGCUCCAGCUGUUUUUGAGGAAACUUCAGCUAUGACUGAAAUCAGUGAUGACCUUAUAACUGAAGAUCCACAGCUUUACUUGGAUGUUGAUGAAAUGAACAGGCAAUUUAUGGAGACAAGUGAAGAACUCUAUGAUUCCCUCAUGAAUUGUCACUGGCAACCUCUGGAUACGGUCACUUCUGACAUCCCCCCUGCUAUUUAAGUGUCUUAUAUAGCAUGACCGUUAUGACCAAGGUGCUAAAAUUACAUUUCUUCUACAUUACUCUAGAUCAUAAGUUUUAAAGCACAAUGAUAGGUUGGGUUUUUUUGCUAUGCUUUUGACAGUUUCUGUAAUCUUUUUUUUUGUUCAUCACUCAGAGCAUCUUGAAAUCAUGUAAAUAUUCUAGAAAUGUAAAGAGUUCAAUGGGGUCUAAAGAUAGACUUGCCUGUGUAAAUAAAAUUUUGUUUCUGCAAACCUGCCAGCAAGGGAUUUACUUAUGUGAAACACUUUCUCUUCUGGCUUGUGGAAUUUAGCUGGAGACAGUAGGGGUAUUUCACCUGUCUUUGGUAUGGGCAUCAGGACACUGGCAAAAAACCCUAGCUCUUGUGUAUUCUCAAGUUACCGUGGCAGUCUUUCGCAAGCUCUAAUGUGCUUGCUUAGGUUAUGUGUGUAUUUGGGAGACGCUCCUGGGGCUUUCUGUGGGAAUACUUGGCCCACUCUUUCACCGGCAGUCUACUGGUGCUAACUGUACUACUGUUGAUCUGCUAGGUCAGUUAGAAUUGCUUUAUCUUACACUAUUUUAAACAUACAGAAGGGCAGACUUCUGGCUGCCAUAGCUGCAAACAUUCCGAAGACUAAGGAUGAUCCCUACUGACAGUUUUAUUCUGCCCUUCUUACCAAUAGCCUUCUCAACACUUGACAGCAAAGAAACUGGUGUAACAUAAUACAUGUUCUUAAACCUAAAAAUCCUUGGAGAAAACUUUCUGGUUUAAAGGAGGAAAAAUAACUUGCUGUGAAUAAAAACAACCCCAAACUAUCCUAGUAACAGCCAUUCAACUAAGUUGCACCCUAUUCUAAACAUUUCUAAUCUGUUCAGUUGUCAUCCUCAGGUGUUCUAUAGUGACAAGGUUACAAAAUUUUAGUAGGAUGACAGGGUUUGUUUGUUUUUUUUAGUAUUCAGGUCAAAGGAGAUGAGGGGAGAUGGCAGCAAGGAAGGUUCUGCUUUAGGCUAGUAAAUUCUGAGUGGCUUCCUCUAAACUGUCCUCAUCUGGAAGGGUAUAAACUGUUUUCAAGUUGUAGGGGCUACUUAGGCCCAUGUGCAUGCAAAAAUACUUACUACCAAAUGUACAAGGUGGACUGGAAACAGAAGAAUGCUUUUCCAAGAAAGAAGGUAGCAGAAAUUAUCAUAGCUAAUAGCUGUGGAAGCUACUAAAGCUAGCAGAGACACUUUGGUACUGCCAUGUGUGUUGUGGGGGCAACCUAAACCAUAAUUGCUAUGAUGGCAGAUAGGAAUAAAGUGCUCUUGCUUUCGUAUGACUUAAAUACGUUAAAGUGGUGGUCAUAAUCUAUAUGCUAUUCUUAAGUCUAAAAUGAAUACUGUAUUGCAGAGUGAUGACUCUGCUGGCAGGUCAUUUCUAACUGCUGACCAGAAUCGCACGCUCUUUCUCUUCACCGUUUAAUAUCAGCUAGUAGUAUUUUCAGAGUCCCACCCAUGAAAAACAAAUGCUCUAAAACAGGGAAAAGCUUUUGGAGUACUAUAGCAAGUUGAUUCUUCCUGGAUUUUAUGCAGAUGUACAUGUAGGAAGAGACAGCAAAAAAAAAAAAAUCCCAUUUAGGCAGGGGAGUAGCAUCACAGUUCUAAGCAGCUGUUCCCCUGCUUUGGGGAAAGCUAGUUGCAAGGUGGUUGGGAACUUGGAUUUCUUGGGUGAGUGUUUCCCUUGUGUGAACUAGUGAGUCUUUAGAGCAUGAGGGUAGGGACAUGAUUAAUGAGGGUGUGAUGGAAAAUGAAAGCGGAGGAUCUGGGAGGGAAGGGGGGUGUUUGUGUUUCAGGGGACUGCAGUAGGGAGGAAACUCAGGGUAGUGAAUGCAGACCCCUUGAAUUUGGAUGGCCCAUGUAGCUAUGUGAUUUCACUUAGUUUGGCACUGUAUCAGCACAGCACAUAAACCUCACUUGAAAAAAGUCCCAGUCUGUAGCCACCUCGUUCAUGUAGAUUUUACCUGUUGAUAGGUCUCUACACUGCAUUAGCCACUGUUUUCAGCCAUGCAUGCACCUUCUGUUCUGGUCUGUAAAGUACCCAGAUAGUGAAAAUAGUGGUUAUGUAAUGCAGUGAAGGAAGUUGUUUGGGCCAGUAGUUCUCCAGACCUGAGAAAUGUUGGGGGUGUAUUUUCUUCCAGUCGACAUAGAAGAGAAAUGAGGUGAGGAAGAGAGUCUGUUGGUUUGCAGCCCAAGUGAUACCGUUCUAAAAUAGCUUUCUGACCUCUUCUUCUGUCUCCUGAGCCUUACUAGCCUAUUCCGCUUUCCAGUUAGGAGUACAUACAUGGGAUCAAGAUGGUGUGCACAGUGCACGUUCUUUACUGUAAAGGCUACUGAAUGCAAAAUUUCUUCCUGGAUUGGUGUGUUACCUGUGAACCUCUAAUACAGGAAAAAAUGAGUGCAUCAGAACUGUCAGAAUGCAUUGCUGAGACUUCUUACUGAGUAAAUUUACACCUGUUCCAAAACUGCGUUAACUAUGUUAUGCAGAGACCUGAACUCAUCAUACAGGUGCUUGCCAUCAGAUCUACAAAGAUGUGAUUGCAGUGGGAGCAUUUAAAAAAAGUCUUCGAAGCAUCUUUCUCAACACCAUGCUAUUUCACUUUUUCCAGUUGUGUUUUGUGUUUUACCCAACUGAAAUGUGGUUGGGUUUGUUUUUUUGUUUUUUAAACUUGAUGAAGGGUUUUUUUUCUGAGAAUAUCUAGUAUUGGUUUUAUGAACUCUUUAUUGCACCUGGCUGCAAUAGAUUGUGCCUUUACUCAAAACUGCUAUUUUCUUCAGGAAGAGUAGUGUUUUUGUUUUCUACAGAAAGGAUGGUUUGAGGGGCUACUAAUCCUGCAGUCAGUGAACAGGGAGAAAGAAACAGGCCAAAAAGGGUAAAAGAGUACUUAAAAGGGUACAAAAAAGUUAAAUGGUACUUAAGCCAUGAAUGUUUCUUUUUGCAGGGGUGCUCUUGGACCAACAGCUUCUUUCUAGCGCUACCUCAAAGUAACUUGCAGAUAUAACUCACAGGGAAGAUUGAUCAAAUGGUGAUGAUCCCUAUCAUUCUGCUGGAUAUAUAUAUAUUUGCCUUUGGUUUUGUCUCAUUUUUAAUAACAUUUAUUUAACUUCAGUGACUCAUGUCAAUAGACGUUGUUUGACUACAUCAACAAGUAUUUCUGAGUCAUGAGUGUCAUUAAAGGCAUGUCACCAUAUGGAAAUUGUUCUAAAUAAGUAAAAUGGAAGUAAAAUAAGUAAAUAAAGCAGCACUUGAAUUUACAGAGCAAA
Molecule: messenger RNA, 4585 nt
Organism: Falco peregrinus (peregrine falcon)
Lineage: Eukaryota; Metazoa; Chordata; Aves; Falconiformes; Falconidae
Product: tRNA selenocysteine 1-associated protein 1-like
Exons: 10
Coding region: 499-1290 (263 amino acids)
Molecular function (GO): RNA binding
Source: RefSeq, a predicted model, not a curated record